This is a messenger RNA of Oryza sativa Japonica Group (Japanese rice), 1236 nucleotides long. Its product is annotated as expansin-B1-like. NCBI's taxonomy places the organism in Eukaryota, Viridiplantae, Streptophyta, Magnoliopsida, Poales, Poaceae. Gene Ontology annotation, cellular component: extracellular region. The record is from RefSeq and is a predicted model, not a curated record. Gene Ontology annotation, biological process: sexual reproduction.
GUUCAGCUGUAUCAUCCACCAGCAAUAACAUUAUAUUGCAGCAAUGGCAUCCUCCUCCCUUCUACUCGCCUGUGUUGUGGUGGCGGCUAUGGUGUCCGCCGUCUCCUGCGGGCCACCCAAGGUGCCACCGGGCCCCAACAUCACGACAAGCUACGGCGACAAGUGGCUGGAAGCCAAGGCCACCUGGUAUGGUGCGCCCAAGGGUGCUGGCCCCAAGGACAACGGCGGCGCCUGCGGGUACAAGGAUGUCGACAAGGCUCCCUUCCUCGGCAUGAACUCCUGCGGCAACGACCCCAUCUUCAAGGACGGCAAGGGCUGCGGCUCAUGCUUCGAGAUCAAGUGCUCCAAGCCGGAGGCCUGCUCCGACAAGCCCGCCCUUAUCCACGUCACCGACAUGAACGACGAGCCCAUCGCUGCCUACCACUUUGACCUCUCCGGCCUUGCCUUCGGCGCCAUGGCUAAGGAUGGCAAGGACGAAGAGCUCCGUAAGGCCGGCAUCAUCGACACGCAGUUCCGCCGCGUCAAGUGCAAGUAUCCUGCCGACACCAAGAUCACCUUCCACAUCGAGAAGGCCUCCAACCCCAACUACCUUGCGCUGCUAGUCAAGUACGUCGCUGGUGAUGGUGACGUCGUGGAGGUGGAAAUCAAGGAGAAGGGCUCCGAGGAGUGGAAGGCGCUCAAGGAGUCAUGGGGUGCCAUUUGGAGGAUAGACACCCCCAAGCCGCUCAAGGGCCCCUUCUCCGUCCGCGUCACCACCGAGGGUGGCGAGAAGAUCAUCGCCGAGGACGCCAUCCCUGAUGGCUGGAAGGCCGACAGCGUGUACAAGUCCAACGUCCAGGCCAAGUGAGCAUUUUAAGCAAGGAAGAAACCAGCGUACGUACGAUCCGGCGCGGCUGCCUAUAUAUAUAUAUAUAUAUAUAUAUAUAUAUAUAUAUUAUAUACUAUAUAUGUGUUGCUGCAUGCUUGCAUGCAUGCACAUAUAUAUCCAGAGAAAUAUUUUUUAAACGAAAUAAUCUAUAAAUUUCUGAGCUAGGAUUGUGGAGCAUAUACACGCCAGCACUAUAAUGGCGUCUGCUCUCCCAUCGAACUGGCCCUGUGACAAUGGGGUCAUUUGUUUUUGCCCACAAUAUUUUCUGCUAAAUUCAUUCUCUGAUUUUGCGUGAGAUUAUCAUGAGAAGCAGUAACCAUGUUGUGUAUCCUUUUCUUCACGUCAAAUUGCACUGCGCUAUUUAUUUA